GGCGCGGCGCGGAGCCCGGCGACCGGCGGGCUGAGGCGGCGGCGCGGCCACCCAGGGCCCGCGGCCGGCCGGAGCGGCGUCGGGAGGCCUGAGCGGCGGGGCGCGGCGCCCGGCCCGCGGGGAUGCGGGACCGGCUGCCGGACCUGACGGCGUGUAGGAAAAACGAUGAUGGGGACACAACUGUCGUUGUUGAAAAGGACCAUUUUAUGGAUGAUUUCUUCCAUCAGGUUGAGGAGAUCAGAACCAGUAUAGCUAAAAUAGCUCAGUAUGUUGAAGAUGUGAAGAAAAACCACAGCAUCAUUCUUUCUGCACCAAACCCAGAAGGAAAAAUAAAAGAAGAGCUUGAAGAUUUGAACAAAGAAAUCAAGAAAACUGCUAAUAAAAUUCGAGCCAAGUUAAAGUCUAUUGAACAGAGUUUUGAUCAGGAUGAGGGUGGACACCGAACUUCAGUGGAUCUCCGCAUACGAAGAACCCAGCACUCAGUACUAUCUCGAAAGUUUGUGGAAGUUAUGACAGAAUAUAAUGAAGCACAGACUCUGUUUCGGGAGCGAAGCAAAGGACGUAUACAGCGUCAACUAGAAAUAACUGGAAAAACUACCACUGAUGACGAACUGGAGGAGAUGCUGGAAAGUGGGAACCCUUCCAUCUUCACCUCAGACAUUAUAUCAGAUUCACAAAUUACUAGACAAGCUCUCAAUGAGAUUGAGUCACGUCACAAAGACAUCAUGAAACUGGAGACCAGCAUCCGAGAGCUGCACGAGAUGUUUAUGGACAUGGCUAUGUUUGUUGAGACUCAGGGUGAAAUGAUCAACAACAUAGAAAAAAACGUUAUGAAUGCCGCAGACUAUGUAGAACAUGCUAAAGAAGAAACAAAAAAAGCUAUUAAAUACCACAGUAAAGCGAGAAGGAAAAUGACGUUCAUUAUUCUUUGUGUACUUAUUUUGCUUGUGAUCCUUGGAAUUAUCCUAGCAACAACACUGUCAUAGCAGCAUAGCCCAGGAGCCAUUUGUCCUUGGAGUCAGACCACAUCCGCAGCAAAUGAGCAUCCUCCCAUUUCAUGAAAGAAUCCCAGACAUUGUGACACGUGGCACUGAGUGCUGAUCUUUUACUAGUGAAUUCAAGGAGGAAACACAACAGAAUGUAUUGUUCAGUGAAAAAACCAUAAGCACAAUUGGAUGUGAUGAGUUAACCCAAACAUCCUUGGACUCUGAAGAACACACCACAUUUAACAAUGUGAAGCCCGUUUCAAUGGCCUUAAAAUAAGGAAUUAUUGAAAAUUUCAAUUUUUUUUUGUAUUUCAGUGUUAAGAAUAUAUGUGAAGUUUAAUUAGGAAUAUAUUAUGUUAUAAAGCUAUUAGAUUUCAGAUCUAAUGCUUUCUUCUCUCCCCUUCUCCCUGCUAACAUACACUAAUUAAGAGACGUUUUAUACAAUGUUUAAUUCCUGUUUGUUUAUUGUUUGCAAAAAUAAUUUUUAUUAUCACAGCUGUUUUGUAAGCUAUCUAUAAUUUUAAAUGUUUAUAAAUUGUUUAAUAUAUUAACAUCUUAAUUUACUCCACUUUUAUAUAUUAAAUAUUGCCUUUUUAAAAGAAACCGGAAGCUUCAUGAUAUUAGAGCGGUCUUUGCACAGUUGUUUACAUAAUUUGCCCUUGGCAUAGAAAACAGUGGCUGCAAAGCACCCCAAAAAGCCUUUCAAGUGCCUUCUGUUAAUAUUGAUUUAUACGGUUUAAAUGUGCCUGAUUCUUCCAGGAAAAUCUCAAUUAUUGCACUCAGCUCCAUUUCUACCUGUUCCAUUACCCAAGAUAAUAAAUUAGUUACUGCGUUGUAAAGACAGUGGUCUCUUCUUUGUUCGUUAAAAUAAGGUUGUGUUUCUCUGUUUACAUUAAUGAAGUCUGAAUUUAAAAUGGUGAUAAAACCAAGAUUUAGUACUUUCUAAACUCAAGGAAAUUAUUUCUAGACAUGAGGUAAUUCUUUUAAAUUUAAACUGUUGUACAGAUCCCUUAAAUGUUCUUGUUAAGUACCUACUAUUCUGCUGAACUUUAAAAGUUAAUUCCCACAUUUACAGGAAUCUAUGAUAUUUAAACAUUUUUUAUUGCUCAUUAAUGUUUCUGAGUAUAAUAUAUAUGCCUUAUUUUUAGACUUGUAAAAUGUAUGAAAUCUCACUAGUGCACGGACAUCUGUGAAGUUAGCAGUGAGUUGGAAUUUUAAAUGACUAUGUGAAGGAUACGCAAAAUAUGUUAACUCUUGUUACUUUUGUAUGUGAUUGUAUAAGCAUGUGACUGUAUUAUAACAUUGUUCACUUUGAAAACUAAUAUAGAUAUGCUUGAUUCUGAACAAUAAGUGUGACUUGUAUUGAACAGUUUAGAGACUGUGUUCCUUAUUUAACACAAUUAUGAAUUCUUCCACUCGUUCAUAAUUUGUACAUCUCACUGCUUAGCUUAGAUUCAAGUCUGUGUUUAUGCAUUUAUGUACCUGCUGAUCAUCACUGUGUACUCAGAAUUACUGUAGGAGUAUUCUGACUCUAACAUGGACUUUUUAAAAUCUUUCAAUAACCUGCCAGUGGGAUAUGCUCACUGAUCUGUGCUUAAGUUGAAGAUAUAACUUGUCUUGAAGGAUAUUUAAAUAUUUAGAGAUCAUGCUUGUGUUACUAUGACGUUGUCUGUGAUGGUGUCCACGUGUGGAGGAGCCGUGUGCUGGUGACAGCCAGCUUCGUCUGUCCUGCCUUCUCUUCAGGUGCAGCCUUACUGGUCCUCACCUUCAUGACCGUCCUGACUGUAUAUUUUCAAGUCAGCCUUGCUGGAUUUGGAGUCUUACUGACUUUGUGUUUUUGUAGUUGAAGUUAUGGAAAUGCUUUUUGAUUUGUAUUUAGAUAUUGAAGUCAUUCAUCAGAUAGCACAUUUGUAUGUCUGAGCCUCAUGUACCUAUUUGAAGUCAUAUUUUUAAAAAUAUAUUUACAGGUUUAUUUGUGACUUUUUAUCAUUUCUUCAAAUAUUUCAUGUUUACAUUAAAAAAAUUCCCAGAGAACCAAAAAAAUUUUACUUUCUGCCUUGUCAUUUCUGGAAAGAUUUUGGGGGAGAUAUUUUAUUGCAUAUCCAUUAAUAAAUUGUUCCACUAAGAAAAUUA
Molecule: messenger RNA, 3119 nt
Organism: Equus caballus (horse)
Lineage: Eukaryota; Metazoa; Chordata; Mammalia; Perissodactyla; Equidae
Gene: STX2
Product: syntaxin 2
Biological process (GO): exocytosis; intracellular protein transport; synaptic vesicle fusion to presynaptic active zone membrane
Cellular component (GO): SNARE complex; presynaptic active zone membrane; plasma membrane
Molecular function (GO): SNARE binding; SNAP receptor activity
Source: RefSeq, a predicted model, not a curated record